Molecule: messenger RNA, 4621 nt
Organism: Odontomachus brunneus
Lineage: Eukaryota; Metazoa; Arthropoda; Insecta; Hymenoptera; Formicidae
Exons: 2
Coding region: 417-3905 (1162 amino acids)
Source: RefSeq, a predicted model, not a curated record
AGUAUGAGACUCGUAGCGUCAUCCGUUCUCUGAAAAUUCGUAAAAAAAUCGAUUUGAAAAUUGGCGGAAAUAAUUACAAAAUGUCAUGACAAAAUAAAGUGAAAUUGCUUCGUCGUUUAAGCCUAGUAAUGUGGUACAAAGUGAGAACAAUUUGGAACAACUUUCAAAAUUAUAAAUUUCAAAAAGUGGGGUGCCAACUUCAUACACUCAGCAAUGCGAACAAAUCUAUUCUCGCAGCUCGCGCGGUUCGUUUGUCUCUUAUGAUAUUUUCGUGACAGUUUUGUCCGCGCAUUAUGUGUCUUCGUACGAAAAGUAAAUAGUCCCGUCAGAAAUCGCUCAGCUGACUCGUCUUUGACGACAGCUCCAAAUCAAACGAGUGUCCUUCGCACUUAACCGCGCCGAUCGUGUCGUCGAAAAUGAAUCGUCUAAAGCACAUCCUCGGUGUAAACGUCCCUCGUUACGUCCCGUCCGUGAAGAGAAGUCAUAGCACCGGUGUCAAACACUCGGCGCAAUUGCGCCAAGGCAGCGCGCGGCUCGUUUCGAAAGGGAGCAAAACGAUUUGUAAGCAGCGCAGCAAAACCAAAUCGAUGUCGUUGAAGAAAUCAUCGUUGGAAAGUGUAGCGAGAGGAGCGCGCUACUAUUCUACUCAACAAGAUGUCAAAUUUACCAGCAAACGGCGCAUGCUGCAGACGACGAUAAAUGACGCAAAUCGCAACAGCAGUUUCAUCGCAUCCGUCGGGAGACAGCCUCGAUCAUACGCGCAGAUGAUAGCCGAUUAUAGCGAAGCUAUCCGUGAGACAUCCAUCGCGGCUGUACGAAACGACGAUACUUGUUUCGGCAAUAUAUUACGCAAGAGUCCAUUCGGUACUUUAACUUCGCCGUUUUUGGGCAAGCGAAUGAAAAAUAUUGUCAAACGGGGCGGUGUAAGUUCAAGUAAAAGUCGAGCAAACGACUCGCCCCUUUCCGACCCGUUCGAUCGCUCCAUCCGACACGACAGCACGGAGAACAUCACCGAAGCUACGAAUCAGACUUACGUUCAGGUUACCGAGUCGAAGGAUCGCUCUUACGUGAAACUGGUCGCCGACUGCAGCAAAUCCACGCACAACAUCUCUGUCGCAUCGAACGGUGCUUUAACACCAAGGUUGUUGGCGAGGAAUUCUCUCGAGCCCUUCGCCGCUCCAGCGAGAAAUGCCAGCAGUACGAACAGUUCGCAGGGAAUACCGCGAAAGGCAAGCCGUGUUGCCGUUGAGACGUCGAGGCAGAGUUCAACGCAGGUGUCAACGAGUACCGGCGCGUCGAAGCAGCCGCAGGUCGAGCUGCACAUGGUGCCGUCCGCGAAAGAGUCCGUCGUGUCCAUCAACGUGGACUCGGCCUCGGCUAGACUGUCGAGUCCCCUGAAACUCGCCUCCGAGGAGCUGUCCGUCGUCGUGCGAUCUAACCAGAAGGCAUCUGCACGGUCCAACGAGGCUCAGUGGAACGCGCCGGCGAUUCGGCAAAGCGCAAACAGCGCAUUGCGGCAUCGCGGCGACUUCGGUCCGAUGCGCAUUUCGAUUAGCGAGGACUCCGCGCCGAUCAAACAGAUUGAGUUUUCAAUCAACGGCAAACCGGUUUCCGAGCUGAGGAGCAUCGUCGCGCGCACCGAGAGGCUAGACGUGCUGACUUCGCCGGACAAAAUCGAGAUCAGGGUACCGUUCGCCAAGGACGACGCGGCCAGCAGGAGCCGAGCGGAGGACGAGCUGCGCCGGAGAAGCGACUCCAGCAUGCAGCAGAUAUUGAACGUGCAAAUAUCCGCCAAUUUCCAGAACGAAUCGACCAAGGGAAGCACCGACCGACCGCAUAAUGCGCCGACGAUCACAAGCACAACGUCGACGCCAUCGCCGCAAGCUCCCGCGACUCGUUCUCUUCUCAGGAACCCUGCGGGAGUCCCUUCCGCGAUUCUCGACAACGACGACAACGCGCAACUACGCGGCACUUCCGUCCGAAUGGAUAUCAAAGCUGGUGCGAUUAAGGGGAAGAUUGACGGACGUAGAAUCUCAAGUGGGAGUCGAAGUUCGAAAGCUCAACGUGAGACAACGAGGAAUCUGUCGGCUGACGAAUCGGACGUUUCGACGAUCGCGAGAGCGAACGACACGGAAGGUGGGAAAUUAUAUGCGAGAAAGAUCACGAAUCCUCGAUACUCGGGUGCGAAUAAGCACGAUAAGAACGAAUCUUCCGACACUCGCGUUCCCACGAAUAUGAUUCCCUGGUGGUCGUCCUCGGACGGUUUCAACAGGAUGAGGAAGAAGGAGGACGGUCGCAAACCGGCAGAUUGGAGUGAAAAUAAAUUACCAAACCAGCCAUCGAUGAAACCAGCCCAAUCGACGAACAACACAGCUGCGGUUGCAAAUAAUUCCAGCGAUAUGAUUUCUCACUCUUUGCAGCAACGCGAAGAAUUCAAACCGACUAUUUAUUAUCCGUCGUUAUUUAGACUGAAACCGAAUCGGGAGAAUCUCGACUCUACUUCCGAAGUUAUGAGAGACGGCUUCAAAAUUAAAACCAUGCAGACGCAGGUUACGGAAAAAAACGGCGAGGCAAUUUCAAGUGUCAAACGAACAGAACCGGUCACAUUAUCUACAUUUGAGACAACGAAUCUACAGAACAAGCAUGAUGAUGCGAGCGGAGAACUCGAUACGCAUGUCAAGAAGACAUCUGUCCUGCCGAAAAAGUUCAAAGUGCCAAAGGAUACGCAGGACUCCCCGUUAAAGCAAGAUCGAGAAAAGAAAAGUAACUACCCGCUGAAGGAGACGCAUUCGAUCGACGAUACGUUCAGCACGAGCAAAGUGAAAGUAAGAGAUAUUCUAGAUGAUAUGAAGCCGCUUGAGAAAAGAGAAGACGGCAGCCUGAUCGAUUAUGGUUUAAAGGUGUCAUCGAGAAAAUCAACGAUGAAAUUAAACAGCGGAGCGAAGGAGAUUCGAGAUCCAUCUCCAAAAGUCAUGAAGAUCUUAUGGAACUCAUCGGAUUCGACAUCGAAGAAGUGCAUGACCAAAACGACGUUAAAGAGAGAGCAGAUCAAUAAAGCAGCGGGACUACAACAAAUAGGAUGGGACAAGGCAGAGAAAUCAGAAGCGAAGAGGAUUAUCCUGAAGGAGAAAGAUGAUCCAAUCGCGAAAGACCUUUUGGCAUCCGUAGACGUUAAAGCGCGGAAUGAAAAUCCUGUUAAGAACACAAAAGGAUUCCAGCAAGAUAGUCAAAAAAGUUCAUCAAGUAUCAGUGCUUCAAAAAUGAUGGAGACUCAGAAAUCGGGAAAAUUAAAUAAGUUGAAGUCGUCUGAGUUCAACUAUACUCGACAUCCUUUUAAAGAACUUACGGACAAACAAAUGAUACAACGAAAAAAAUCGUUCGCAGUCACUGAUACAACCAAGUCAUCUUCGCAAACGAAGUCAGAUCCAACUUGGAAAAUAAAGGACCACAAUCCACUCACAGAUUCGAUAGAAAAAAAAUGCAGAGGGACGCCGCCUUUUGCGCGUCGAGCCGCAGACAAGUUGGCUAAGACAACCAAAAAUGUGGCGGCGAUCGAAAUUGCAAAGCAAACUUGCGCGAGUGGCGACUUGUCAACGAAAAAUCGCCAAGAAAAUCGACCGCGCAAGUCCAAGUCGGCCCUCGACAAAAGAAAUCCCGCAGGAUCAACCGAUCCUCCGAAGAAGCCAAAUGAUUCGGCUGGUCUCAAGUCAGCUGAUCCGAAGAUGCGUAUGAGAACUGAUGUGAAAUUCAGCGAAUUGCGCGCGAACUUUAGUGGGAGUCAGUCAAGUGUAAUCGGAAGCAUUUCGCCGUGGGCUCACGUGGACAGGCCGGAGAAAAUCGUGCUGUACUCCGCAUGGUUGCAGCGGUUUAAAAAUGACGUUGAUGAUCACGAGAAGUUACUCUAGUCGUGCGCUACGUCGACAAGAAUUUCGAACAUGUUACGCUGGAGACUUGUUAAAAUACGACACGCUUGAUUAUCCGCGACUCCUGAACCAAUCUCGACGAGUAAAAUCAUCCGGUGCAAAUAAAGCGAGUUUCGUCAAAAAGGCCAACGAGAGUGCAUCACGUCAUCUAAUUUCGUCACUGGAUUUUUCGGCCGAUCUAGGGACCGGAACGGUCGGUCGCAAGACUUCGGUGCUUGCUUACGCAAGCAAGCAGGGGCGAUCUCGCUUCUCGGAUGGCUCCGCGUUUCGUCGGCGGGCCCCGAGAGAGCGCCGGAUUGGGUAAUUAAAAUUCUCAUUAAAGCCGCCGGCGGCAUCUUGAAACGCGCCGCGGACAAUGGGGCCUGAAACGAGGCCGCGGGCCGCAAGGGUAGGACCGCGGCCGAGGGGGCAGAUGGCGAAAGCACGAAUGGAGCCAACCGGCCAUAAAGAAGGAGGGAACCUGCGUCAAACUCUCGUUUACAAUCGAGACACUUCGACUCCCUCGAGCCCGCUCGCCGUUUGUGUCGAUCUUGUUACUGACGAUCGUAAAACUCGCGCUUCUACGCCGCGUCGGGAAUUCCGCAUCGGGAUUUCGCGAUACCAGAUGUUGUUGUUUACCCUCAAAACACGUGACGUAAGAAGAUUAUAUAAAACUGCGGUUUUAGCUAUCCAAAAAGGAAAAAGACUAUAUGCCCUUG